Molecule: messenger RNA, 2214 nt
Organism: Rotaria socialis
Lineage: Eukaryota; Metazoa; Rotifera; Eurotatoria; Philodinida; Philodinidae
Source: the annotation of a GenBank genome assembly
AUGGCAGCGGCAAUCCCCCGUCAUCUUCUUGAAACACUUGUUAAUUGUCCAUCUUGUUCACAACGUUAUAAUGAACCGAGAGUUCUACCAACAUGUGGGCAUACCGUUUGUACAACUUGUCUUGAAAAUGAAUGGAACCAUCAAGAAUCAUCAUCAACAACAAAUGAACAUGAUGACAAAUUAAAUCAUUAUUGUCCAAUAAGAAAUUGUCGAAAAGAAAUAUGUUCAACACUAAAUAAUUAUACAGAUUUACCAAUAAAUCAAACCGUUCUUGAUCUUAUAGAAUCAUGUAACUUUCAUGUUGAAGCAGCUGGACAAUGUUAUGUUUGCAAUCAAUCACCAUCAUUUGUUAAAUGUUCACAUUGUUGUUUAUUUGUUUGUUUUGAAUGCGCUAAUCAGCAUAGACGUGAAGCGUUAACAACAUUAACAAAUAAUAUAAAUACAUUAGAACAAGAAUAUUUAAAUAUGAAUGACCAAAUUGAUCAUUCGAGAACAAAAUUAAUUGAAACAAGACAACUAUCUAUUGACACAAUACGUUCACAUUAUACACGUUUAAUUGAUGAAUUACGUUGUGCACAAAUAACAAAUGAAGAAAUUGUUGAAAGACAAUCAACAAUUUAUAACAAUGAACUUGAAUUACUUAUUGAUGAACAUAGACAACGUUGUGAACAAAUUAACAAAUCCAUACAAGAUUUACGAGUCAUUAUUACGGAUUGGUCAACUAUAGAACAAUUUAAACAAUUACAAUUAAAAUUAACACAUUUACAAGAAGAUAUUCGUGAAGCAAAUGAAAUAUUUCAAGAACAUUUACCAGAAAUGAAAGUAUUUGAAUUUGACAAUGAUGAUUAUAAAAAAGUCAACCACAAUAAACAUGUGGAUUCACCAUCACAAACCGAUGAGUUAUUUUUAAUUAAUUGUAAACAAACUUUACUACCACCUUCAACUGAAUCAAUGAAAAAUCUUCAAAUAGAUGACGCAAGUAGUACAGCUUCAUCUUCAGUCAAUAAUGAUCAUGUCAAGAUUUCUACACCGACAAAUAGCCGAGCGAUAAAAACCCAUUCAAAUGGUAUAGCAAAUCAUUAUAAAUCUUUGAAUAUAAUUUCAACUCAUCAGCCAACAUUGAAAAAUCUCUCCAAUGAUAAUACAAAUGAUUUACUACUUGAAAAUCAACAAACAACACGGCCAUCUCCAACUAUUAUUACAAACCAUCGUGCUCAUCCAGUUGCAUCAGCAAAUUUAUUAGCAAAAACUGUUUCAAGUUCAAUCGCUGAUCUAUCAAUAUCAACACACACUCAUAAAAUGUCUCCAACAACAAUUCGUGCACCAACAUUCCAAUCGAAAUUAGAUAAUUGUAAUAUUGAAGCAUGUAAAAAAAUUCCACUUUCACAAAGUUUUGAUUGGGGGAUGUUAGCAGUAACAAAUACAAACUUGAUAUUACUCUAUAAUAAAGAUAAAAAUUCAUUAGUUAUAUUUGAUUCUAACGGACACGAGAAUGAAAGAAUUCAAUGGUCAGAUGGUGACAUAAAAGAUUUAUGUAUUUAUCAUGAUGAUAGUAUAAUUAUAGUAGGUGAACAUAAACAAGCAUCAAAACCAAUUGAAUGUAAAUUGUAUGUGUGUAAUUUAACACGAAAACAACUUGAACGUGAACGUGUCGUUGAACGUGGUCUUAAUUGUCAACGUGUUGCAUCAGAUGAACAAUGUAUUUUUUAUGCAUCAGAAAAAGGUUGUAAUAAAUCGAAAGUAUCCGUAUUUGAUCACGAAUUACAGUUACAAAUAACAUUUGAAUGUGGUGUUGAAAUACGAAGUUUAGGUGUUGAUAUGCAAUGCUGUUACGUGUUAGGAAAACGACGUGAACGUGAACCAGCAAGGUAUUUUGUUGAAAAGCGACAAAAAAAUGGUCAACUCGUUCGUCGUAUUGAUCUAUACGAAAUUAAUGUUGAUAAUAUGAACCGAUUGAUUAUUGAUCCAGUUAGUCGCGGUAUUAUUGUAACUGAUGGAGGUAAUAAAAAAGUUUGGGCUGUUGGACCCGAAGGUGAAAAGAAAUCGAUCCAAUAUCGGCCAUGGCCAUGGAGUGUGGGACUUUUAACUAAUGACACAUUACUUAUUCUACAUGCUGGCUGUUUAACGUUCCAUGCAUCUAACAAUAAUAAUAAUAAACAAUCGAGUAAUGGAACAAAAAUCAAAAAUAUUACUUCUAUUGCGGAAAAAGUUUAA